UUCGACAACUACAAAAAAAUGUUGAGUUCCAUGGAUGGUGCUGAUCAUUUGUUCGAAGUUUCUGCGCGCGGUCAACUCGAGUAUUGGGAAUGUGAAGGCGAUCAGCAACUCAAUUGGAAAGAUAAAGGUUUCCGCAGUUUAUUGCGGCUACUCAUGCAAGCGCGGAAAGACGAUGCAGCUGACUUGGGCAUACUUGGCGAUCGCAUACGGUAUAACUCACGCGUGCAAAAUAUCGCGUGGAGGGAAGUAAAUGGCGACAUACGCAUACGAAUUUGGAAUGGUGAACUGAUCGAAGCUGAUCAUGUCAUCUGCACUGCAUCGCUGGGCGUGCUGAAGGAAACCCAUCAGCAAAUGUUUACGCCAGCGCUGCCGCCUGCCAAAUGUCGCGCUAUUGAUGGACUCAAGUUGGGCACAGUCGAUAAAUUUUUCAUGGAAUUUGAAGAACCUUUUGAGCAAAGCGAUUGGCCUGGCUUUUGCUUCCUUUGGCGCGAUGAGGAUUUGUCAGAGCUACGCAACUCUGUGAACUUUUGGUUGGAGGGCGUAAUCGGCUUUUUUCGCGUUACUUGUCAGCCACGUUUGCUUCAAGGCUGGAUAAUCGGUUCGCAUGCACGUCACAUGGAAACGCUAACUCAAUCGGAGAUUCUCAAUGCUCUGCAGUGGCUUUUUGAAAAGUUUCUUACUUUCGAAAUGCCAAAGCCAGUGAAAUUUUUGCGCACACAAUGGUUUAGUAAUCCCAAUUUUCGCGGCAGCUAUUCAUUUCGUUCGAUGUAUACCGAAGAGCUAAGCACAGGUAGCACGGAUUUGGCUAUGCCGCUGACGGAUGAAAGAAGUGAAAAACCAUUGCUGCAAUUCGCCGGUGAGGCGACGCACUCAAACUAUUAUUCGACGGUGCAUGGCGCGGUAGAGAGUGGUUGGCGGGAGGCGAAACGCUUAACCGACUAUUAUCUGGGAGAAGUGGUGGCGAAUCUUGAGAUAGGCUGAAGUGGUUGUACAUAUGUAUGUAGAUAUUAGUUAGCGAUACUGUGGUAAUGGUGGAGGUAGAAGAAAUGAUUUACUUAUCAGCUGUUGAGAGCAUUUGAGCGAC
Messenger RNA from Rhagoletis zephyria (snowberry fruit fly), 1084 nucleotides. Its product is annotated as spermine oxidase-like. Gene Ontology annotation, molecular function: polyamine oxidase activity. Lineage: Eukaryota; Metazoa; Arthropoda; Insecta; Diptera; Tephritidae. The record is from RefSeq and is a predicted model, not a curated record.